CCGGGGUCUGCUAUCUCCUCCCAUUCAGGACAAGUGCUAAAUUGUUUGACCACAUUCGCAGAUGUUGGUGAAGCUCUCGGUGACCAGCUAGUAGCUGGACUUUGGAAAGGCCGUAUAUUAGAAGAACUCUGUUGGUUCAAUACCUAUAACCCACGUCGGAUGAAACGGGUUCCGCCGGUUUCGAAUUGGAGAGCCCCCACUUGGAGUUGGGCAAGCAGUAACGCUCUCAUUUGGAUAAGCGAUACCUCCAAGUUUCAUGGCGAAUGCAAGCAAAAACAGAUCUGGGCCGAGCUUGAAGAUCUCGAUGUUCAAACGAAACCAUCUGGCGCCCUGGAAUAUGCAUCGAUGCGAGUCAAAUGCAAGCCUAUACGCGCGGUCGUCAAACCUGGUGAACGAGAGAAGAUAUCCGGUCGCACAGUCUUUGGCCAUAUCCUUCUGGAUAGCAAAGCAGGUCUGCGCUGGGCUCCAAUAGGCCCGGUUGGGCUUCAACUGUAUUGGGACGACAUGCAGCAGGGUGGGUGGAUGUCCGACUACUUGGAGCGGAAAGGCACAUUCCAUGUCCACAUGCUCGUCAUCCAGCGAUGCCGGCACGACCAGCCCGUCAAAAGAUAUGUAGGGGAUUGUGUGGAAGGCCUUUUUCUGGCCCCUCGAGACGGGUCUGAGGACGUUUUCGAGAGAAUUGGGCUAUUCUGUGCAAAUGCGACUGAGAUAGUAUCGAAAAUUGUUGCGAGUCAUGAAGGAUCUGAGACUAAGAUCAUUACCUUAGUCUAGGUUGGGACCAUCAACACUCCAGGGCUUCCAGCACUCCUAAAGGCCGAGCAGUCCAGGGACUCACUCAGUGUACCUCAUCUUAGCGGCUGCCAACUCUCUGAAGGCCUUCGCACUCUCUCCCGCUAGACUUACCAGACGGUCCGAGCGCACAUUCACUCCGCGCAUCCGCUCGGCGUCGCCUCAACCCCACAAAACACAGUCAUGGGCAGUGGCCACUUUUCAAAUU
This is a messenger RNA of Trematosphaeria pertusa, 997 nucleotides long. RefSeq lists its product as uncharacterized. The coding region runs from base 160 to 771 and encodes 203 amino acids. Lineage: Eukaryota; Fungi; Ascomycota; Dothideomycetes; Pleosporales; Trematosphaeriaceae. The record is from RefSeq and is a predicted model, not a curated record. The transcript has a single exon.